AUGAACUUUUCUCCUCUUUUCUACUUUUGGCUUCUUGCUUUUUGUUGCUUCGCUUUUUUGGCUAAUGGAGCUACUCUCGUAGAAGAUGAAGUGGAAGUGAUGAAAGAGAUAGCAAAGAAGGUUGGGAAGAAGGACUGGAACUUCAGCGUGGAUCCAUGCAGUGGAUUAGAGAACUGGAACUCAUCAAACGCAGUUAAAGGAAUGCUAAUAAAUGCAGUGACAUGUGACUGCUCCUUUGCCAAUGCCAAUCUUACUGUUUGCCAUGUUGUUAGCAUUGUUCUGAAGUACCAGAAUCUGACGGGCACACUCCCAAGUGAACUAGUGAAGUUGCCAUACCUCCAAGAAAUUGACCUCACCCGCAACUACCUUAACGGCACAAUUCCACCACAAUGGGGCUCCAUCAAACUUGUCAACAUUUCCCUUCUUGGAAAUCGACUAACAGGUUCAAUUCCAAAGGAGUUGGGAAACAUUACCACCCUGAAAAGUUUGGUUUUGGAGUUCAAUCAACUCACCGGAGAGCUUCCUCCUGAGCUUGGAAAUCUUUCCCAGCUUGAAAGACUGCAUCUUACUUCCAACCAUUUUACUGGGAAUCUACCUGCUACAUUUGCUAAGCUCACUAAAUUGAAUCACGUUCGACUAGGCGAUAAUCAAUUUUCUGGAACUAUACCAAAUUUUAUUCAGAGCUGGACUACUCUUCAGAGGCUGGUGGUGCAAGGGAGUGGUAUGAGUGGACCAAUUCCUUCUGGAAUUUCACUUUUGAAAAACCUCACCGACUUGAGAAUCACUGACUUGAAAGGACCGGGUUCUUAUUUUCCACCACUUAGUAACUUGACAAAUCUAGAAACACUAGUACUGAGGAGUUGUAAUCUGAUAGGAACAGUGCCUGAUUAUCUAGGAAAUGUGACUACACUAAAAUCACUAGACCUCAGUUUUAACAAAUUAAGUGGAACCAUUCCAAGCUCCUUCAGUCGCCUAUUGAACAUGAACAUACUGUACUUAACUGGAAACCUUUUCACUGGACCGCUACCUAAUUGGAUAGCUAACCCAGACUAUACAGAUCUUUCAUAUAACAACUUCAGCAUCAAAGAGCCAGAGCUGUUGACUUGUCAACAAGGAAGCGUGAACUUGUUUGCAUCAUCUAUGAAGGAACAUAACUUGGGAGUUGUUCCAUGUUUGGGAAACAUUAAUUGUUCUAAACAUUCAUAUUCUCUCCAUAUAAAUUGCGGUGGGAAACUCAUAACUUCUAGUGGGAAUAUUACAUAUGAUGAAGAUACACAAGAAGCUGGACUGGCAAGAUCUCUUCGUGCCGGAUCAAACUGGGCAGUUAGCAACACUGGUCACUUCUUUGAUAGUAGUUUUGGGGACUAUUAUACGUGGUCUAAUACAUCUAAGCUUACCAUGAACAAUGCUGAAUUGUACACGAAUGCACGUGUUUCUGCACUUUCUCUGACAUAUUAUGGUUUUUGCAUGAGAAAUGGAAGCUACACAGUAAAUCUCCAUUUUGCUGAGAUAAUGUUUACAGAUGAUCAAACAUAUAGCAGCCUUGGAAGGCGUGUAUUUGACAUCUAUAUUCAGAAGAAAUUGGUCCUAAAAGAUUUUGAUAUUGCAAAAGAAGCAGGAGGAGUUCGUAAGGCAAUCAUAAAGAAAUUUAUCGCUAAUGUGACCGGCAGCACCUUGGAGAUUCGCUUACAAUGGGCUGGGAAAGGGACAACAGCUAUUCCAUUUGGAUCAGUAUAUGGUCCUCUAAUAUCAGCUAUAUCUGUAAAUCCUGACUUUAUGCCACCAGUGGAAAAAGAAACUAACAAAAGUGGAAGUGGCAUAUCUGUGGGGGAUAUAGUUGUAAUUGUAAUUGCUGGAGCACUUGUUAUCGUCUUCGUAUUUGGUAUAUCCUGGUGGCGAGGAUGUUUAGGACAAAAAGGUUCAUUAUAUAAAGAUCUACAGGGUUUGGAUCUAAAAACCAAUGUAUUUACCUUGAGGCAAAUCAAAACAGCAACUAACAAUUUCGAUAUUGCUUAUAAGAUUGGACAAGGAGGGUUUGGUACUGUUUACAAGGGUGUUCUUUCGGAUGGCACAGUAGUGGCAGUUAAACAGUUUUCUUCUAAAUCGAGGCAAGGGAAUCGCGAGUUCAUAAAUGAGAUUGGCAUGAUUUCGGCUUUGCAACACCCCUGUCUAGUUAAGCUCUAUGGCUGUUGUAUGGAGGGAGAUCAAUUGUUGUUGAUAUACGAAUAUAUGGAAAACAAUAGCCUUGCUCGUGCUUUGUUUGCCCAAGAAAAAGGUCAACUGAAAUUGGAUUGGUCAACAAGGCGCAAGAUUUGUCUUGGCGUUGCUAAAGGCUUGGCUUACCUCCAUGGAGAGUCAAGGUUAAAGAUAGUUCAUAGAGAUAUCAAGGCCACCAAUGUAUUACUGGAUAAAGAUCUAAACCCAAAGAUAUCUGAUUUUGGUUUGGCCAAGCUUGAUGAUGAUGGACUUACCCACAUAAGCACUAGAGUGGCUGGCACCUAUGGAUAUAUGGCUCCAGAAUAUGCAAUGCGCGGUUAUUUGACGGACAAAGCAGAUGUUUAUAGUUUUGGAAUUGUUGCCUUGGAAGUAGUUAGUGGCAAAAGCAACAAUAUGAACUGGCAAAAGGAAGAAUGCUUUUCUCUUCUUGAUUGGGCUCUUCUCUUGAAAGAAAAAGGUGAUCUAUUGGACCUAGUUGAUGAGAGGUUGGGUUCAGACUUGAAUGAAAAUGAAGCAAUGCUCAUCAUCAAUGUGGCUCUUCUAUGCAUAAAUUUCUCUUCAUUGCACAGGCCAACCAUGUCAGUGGUAAGAAUGCUCGAAGGCAAAAGCGCAGUUCAAGAGGCCAUGCCGGACACAACCCAGGUAUUCGAUGAGAAGAAGUUAGAAAUGAUGAGAAACUGUUACCAACAGAGAGGAAAACAUAAGAUUCCAGACACUCAUGAACAUAGCACCUUAAUAGUUGAAACUGCUGCUUUUAUGACUAAUUCAGAGGUUCAUUCAGCCAACAUGGAUUCUUCUUCCUGGGAGGAAAGUACUAGAUGAUCUUCAAAAAUUGCAUAACUUUGUAGCAACCAAGGUGGAAAUAUCUGCCUUCUUUUUAUUAAAAGUUUAUUUUGGUAGCAUAAAAUUAAAAUUACAAGUGUAUCAUAGAUUUUUCUUUCCUGAAAUUUCAAAAUUAACCAUUGCCCGAUCAACUAACCAAUAUUUCAUGACGUUAACCUGUGAUGGUAUAAAAUAUGA
Molecule: messenger RNA, 3237 nt
Organism: Arachis duranensis
Lineage: Eukaryota; Viridiplantae; Streptophyta; Magnoliopsida; Fabales; Fabaceae
Product: probable leucine-rich repeat receptor-like serine/threonine-protein kinase At3g14840
Exons: 24
Coding region: 1-3039 (1012 amino acids)
Biological process (GO): protein phosphorylation
Molecular function (GO): protein binding; ATP binding; protein kinase activity
Source: RefSeq, a predicted model, not a curated record